This is a messenger RNA of Acytostelium subglobosum LB1, 342 nucleotides long. RefSeq lists its product as hypothetical. The record is from RefSeq and is a predicted model, not a curated record. The transcript has 2 exons. Lineage: Eukaryota; Evosea; Eumycetozoa; Acytosteliales; Acytosteliaceae. Bases 1 to 342 code for a protein of 113 amino acids.
AUGAAGUUUGGUUCAUUCUAUUAUUGGAACAGGGAGAAGACACCCUCGCAGCAGGACCCUCCUCAACAGGCACUGAAAUGGCUUGGUCUAGCACAAAGGUUACACAGUCCAAUCAAUCGCGAGAUGAUGGAGUUGGAGAAGAACAAGAUGCAACAAGAUAUUGAUCAAACAAAGUCAUCCAAUGAUGUAGUGGAUGCCGCACAGACAUCUGCAACAUCUUUGACAACAGGCCAGUCCAAUGAUGAUGAUGUUACUGGCAACAAUGAAGCCGAAUCACUCGAUGAGGAACUAAAGGAUGAUAGACCUCUGAAGAAAUUAAAGAUGGAUCCUGAUGUUGUAUAA